Messenger RNA from Thlaspi arvense, 977 nucleotides. Lineage: Eukaryota; Viridiplantae; Streptophyta; Magnoliopsida; Brassicales; Brassicaceae. The record is from the annotation of a GenBank genome assembly.
UCAGCACCAAGCUUACACAUCUAAAAUCUUCACAUAUCUUACAUUGUUCAAGCAUUGGAUUGAUGAAAAUUGGCAAAUGCAGAAGAUGAUCAUCGGUUUUAAGCCCAUCACAGAUCAUAAAGGGCAACCCAUUGCAGGGCAGAUCAUAAAGGAGAAUGAGAAGGUGGUUUGAUUGUGAAGGUGUCGAAAUAUGUUUUGAAUGUGUGCAUUUUUCAAAUUAUACACAUCUAACAUCUUCAAUGGUGGGAGCCUCGACUACGAACGAAGGAACUGGGUCCAACAGCAUUCUCUUGCAAAAGAGAAAACGUUCUUGGAGAUCUCCCGGUGACGGAGCGAAGAGAGAGAACCAGUCGCUGAUGCUGCUUGAUCCUGAUGUUCUAGAUUGUCCCAUCUGCUUCGAAGCAUUUAAGAUCCCUAUCUUCCAGUGUGAUAAUGGGCAUUUGGCUUGCUCUUCCUGCUGUCCCAAACUGAGUGGUAAAUGCCCUGCUUGUUCUUUCCCUAUCGGCAACAAUCGCUGCAGAGCAAUGGAGAGUGUUCUUGAAUCAGUCUUGGUCCCAUGCCCAAACGCCAAGUUUGGAUGCAACAAGAAUGUGUCUUAUGGGAAAGUAUCAACUCAUGAACAAGAAUUUGCCUUCUCUCAAUGCUCCUGCCCUGCACAAGACUGCAAUUUCACUGGAUUGUACAAUCAUCUCUACGAUCACUACAAUGAUGUUCCCCACUGUUUUAGGGAGCCUUAUGGUGUGUAUGUAACUGUAAGCUGCAUUGCGCCAUCUGCUCCUGAAGUUGGAGAGUUCUCAUAUCAUCUCUCUUACACUGUGGAUGGACACACCAUUACUUAUGGAUCACCAGAAGUAAAGAGGAUUCGUGAAGUUAGCUAUCAAACCCCACAAGAGAAUUUCAUGUUGAUACCUAACAGUUUCUUGUGUGGUGAAUUGUUGGAAAUGAAGGUUUGCAUUAAGAAAUCGAACCAAGAGUAA